Molecule: messenger RNA, 471 nt
Organism: Cladophialophora bantiana CBS 173.52
Lineage: Eukaryota; Fungi; Ascomycota; Eurotiomycetes; Chaetothyriales; Herpotrichiellaceae
Exons: 2
Coding region: 1-471 (156 amino acids)
Source: RefSeq, a predicted model, not a curated record
AUGGCACCCGUUCUCGAUAUGAACAUGCGAUGGCAAGACCAGAAGGUGAUUAAGGUGGACGGGAAGUGGACGAUUAAUGGCCGCCCUGUUAAUAAGGUCGAACCCAUCUAUCAACAUCAGCCUUCCAACAUUCCUGGGAUGACAUAUAUUGGGCUAAGAGUUACCGCUCCUGUUGGUUCCGCAACUCCCCCCCAUAAGCACGGAGGAGCGGCCGUGGUUGCCACUAUGAUCCGGGGCCGAAUGUUGAAUCAAAUGGUAUGUGACGGAAAGAGUGAUGGACCUCAAAUACACUCCGAAGGCGACUGUUGGUAUGAACCGCCGGGAUGCCAUCAUGUUAGGAAUGAGAACGCUGGGGAUGAAGAAGCUGUAUUUAUUGCAAAUUUCAUCAUCGAGACCAAGAAGAUAGAAGAGUUGGGCAUCCUCCGUGCCUUAGUGCAGAUUGAUGCAGAGGAAGAAGAGAAAAAGGGAUAA